This is a messenger RNA of Megalops cyprinoides (Indo-Pacific tarpon), 1512 nucleotides long. RefSeq names its product vacuolar protein 8-like. Lineage: Eukaryota; Metazoa; Chordata; Actinopteri; Elopiformes; Megalopidae. The record is from RefSeq and is a predicted model, not a curated record. Gene Ontology annotation, biological process: nucleus-vacuole junction assembly. The transcript is spliced from 12 exons. The coding region runs from base 133 to 1512 and encodes 459 amino acids. Gene Ontology annotation, molecular function: protein binding; protein-membrane adaptor activity.
CGAGGAUGUCAGUGAAUAUAGCGACCAGAUAACUUGAAGUUGUUUUUGUUUUUUAGAAAAACUCUUCAUGAAUGUCAACAGACAAGUCGUUUGUAUGUGGCACACGCCGACAUAAGAGACUAGCAUUAAACUAUGGGGGCAGGACUUUGUGACCGAUGCGCGCAGUUGUUGGAGGACUUCGUUGCUCUUGUGCGAAGAGCGUCCAGAGAACUCGUACGUAAGAUCGAGGAGUGUGUCAAGGCUAUUGCCCAGUGUUGCUGUCUGAAGCGGAGGACCACAGCCUCUAGGACAUUUUAUCGACCGUUAGUGCAGGAGCACGAAAGACAGGCAGCACGGGAACUCCUGCAGCACCUGGACACAGGUAGCGAAACUCCACUGCUGAGCAGCGAGUGUCUGCAUGCUUUGAAUACUCUGGCAGCGUCAGAGAACCACGAGCUGCAGCGCUCAGCAUCCGUGUACCUCCUGCACCUCAGUCAGCAAUUGCCGACCCCGUUGCCCUCGCUGUUCUUGGAGCCGUACCCCCCCUUGCUGCGGUCAUGUGAUUUGGAGGUACAGAGGAUGGCUUCUCUGUCAUUGGUCAACCUCCUGGUGGAGCGCAAUGUGAAUAAAGAGCUGGUGGUAGAGAUGGGACUCCUGGAGCCAGUUAUGGACAUGCUGGAGUCUGGAGACGCGACCAUCCAGUGUAAUUCCUGUGCUUGCGUGGCCAUGUUGGCAACCUCAGACUCAAACAGAGAAGCCAUCGCCUCUGCUGACGGAGUGCUGCGCAUGCUGGUUCUGGCCAAGUCCUAUGAUCCCAGGGUCCAGCAGAACGCUGUGGGGGCCCUUCUGAACCUCACCAGGUCCGAGAGGAUGCUGGGAGUUUUGUGUCGAGAUGGAGGGCUACCUGUCCUGGUGCUGCUGCUGCAGUCAGCUGACUCUGAAGUCCAGUUCUACAGCUGCUCUGCCUUGAGCAACAUAGCCGCUGUGCGGGAAUAUCACCCGAGGAUGCUGGGAAUUGGGGACCGUUUCCUGUUGAAGUCCCUGCUCUCUCUUGCAUCAUCUCCUGUGGAGAAGAAUUCCUGUGAGGCUUUGCGGUGUCUCAGGAACCUGUCUGUGAAUGUGAGAACGCAGGAGGAGCUGAUGGCUCUGGGUUGCGUGUCCCUGCUGAUCACCAUGCUGCGGUCCCCUGCUGCGGGAGUGUCUGAGUCAGCCAUCACCCUGCUCUCCGCCCUAUCACAGCACCCUCCUAACAGGGACUCCCUGGUGGAGGAGGACCUGCUGCAGACAGUUGGAGGGCUUAUUCUUCAUCACAGAUUGAACACCACCAUCCUCAGCCAUGGGGCCGUCACCAUAGCCAACCUGAGCGUCCUGCCAGCUGGCCAACAGGCUGUGAUGGACAGCGCUUGCCUGUCCGGGCUGCUCGAGGCGCUGUCUGUGACAGACACCACAGAGGAAGCUCUGCUUUGUGUGACAUCAUGUCUUCAUCGCCUGGCUAGUCUGGGUGAGAAUUCAGAACUGAAUGUUGAAGGUUAA